This is a messenger RNA of Cuscuta epithymum, 1564 nucleotides long. NCBI's taxonomy places the organism in Eukaryota, Viridiplantae, Streptophyta, Magnoliopsida, Solanales, Convolvulaceae. The record is from the annotation of a GenBank genome assembly.
AUUUAGAGAGGGAGAGUAAGAGAACGAGAGAGAGAAGGGGAAGUGGAAAUGGGGAGAGCACCCUGCUGUGACAAGAAGGGGUUGAAGAAGGGGCCAUGGACGCCUGAAGAAGAUGAAAUGCUUAUUGAAUACAUCAAGAAAAAUGGGCAGGGUAACUGGCGUUCCCUUCCCAAGCUAGCAGGUCUUCUUCGUUGUGGGAAAAGCUGCCGCCUAAGAUGGACGAAUUACCUCAGGCCGGACAUCAAAAGAGGCCCAUUUACCUCGGAGGAAAAGGAGCUUGUUGUGCAUUUACACGGUCUUCUUGGAAACAGGUGGGCUGCAAUCGCCUGCCACUUACCUGGGAGGACAGACAAUGAGAUCAAGAACUUGUGGAACACCCACCUGAAGAAGCACAUGCUUACGAGGCAACCUGGAACCCCCUCUGCUCGCCACAUGGUGCAGUGGGAGAGUGCCAGGGUCGAAGCUGAGGCCCGACUCUCGAAGGAACCAUCAGAGCUUUUGGUUCCAUCACAGUCUGUGGGGCCCGCAACAGACUUCUUCAUGCGGCUGUGGAAUUCAGAGAUUGGAGAGUCGUUUAGGAAGCUCAGCACAAGGGAGAAAGUUGCUGAUGAUAAUGGAAGUCUGGCAUGUGAGACCUCUUCUUCAUCAAUGAAAGGAGGCAGCGGGUUGGAAGAAAUGACUUGGACCGAUGAGUUGGAAGAUUCGUCUGAAUUGGCAAUACAUCUUCUUUUGGAUUUCCCUGCAUAUGAUGAUGACAUGAGCUUCUUUGAAGUUUGAAUUAUUCGUCUGGAGAAGUUAGUGUUUUCGCCUCUCCCUAUAGUGAAAGAGAGACUUCCAAAUCCUGAGCUGGUUGUUUGUGUUUUAGUUUGGCUCCAGCCUGCAUCAAUAGCUUUUUUGCAUCUCUUCUUUGUCAAGUACUCUUGAUGAUGCUUGAGCACAAGACAUCAUCAUGUUGUUAUGGUAACAGUACAAGUCAUUGUCUUAUGUUUUCAGUGUCCCAAGCGUCUUGACCAAUUUUCCACAUUAAACCACGGUUUAAAUUUUUAGUUCGAACCGCAUCGCCAGUCUACACAGUUUGGUUUUAGUUUUCUAUCAAAACUGUACCCGACAUGGUGGCCUUUAAUCUAAACAUCUGCUAUCUGUAAUAAACCGCACCAGGUGUGAUAUUCAUAUCUAGACCUUUACUUAUGUCCAAUUAUGUUUUUGGUGUAUUCAGUAUUUCUCAAUAUGUUUCUUACAACUGUUUGUAUCAAUUUUAGCCUUCUAGGAUUACAAAUUCAGGUGGCUCCAUUUAAGUGCAGAAAUACAGCAUUUGGUAAACAAAGAUCAAAUUUUAUAAAGCAUGUACUCCGUAUACUUUUCAUUUAUGGGUUUGCCUCGAAAGAGUGUCUUUCGGUAUGGAUUUAAAAUAUACGACUAUAUAUUGUUCAUUUAUGGGGUUUGUCUUUUGAGAGUAAGGCUUGAAUGUUGUUGUGCUUGAUUAUAUAUUUACAUAUUAAAUCUUGAACUUUAAAUAAAUUAAGCAAAAGCAGAUAUUGCACCAAGCUGCAUCACAUUACCGAGU